AUGUCUCUCACGGUGCGGCCUCCUCUAGGCUGCUCGCGACUCUUGCGGCAACGGCAAUGGCACAAAGCUCCUGUCGCAUUCUACAGCAGCUCAUCCGGAGGCAGCCUGUCCUCGCCCAUCAAAUUAUCCACCAUCAAAGCCCCACACGCAGGUGAAAUCACCGUGGUGUCAUUGAACCGACCCAAGGCCCGCAAUGCCAUCAGCCGACAGCUCCUCUCCGAGCUUCGCGGCAUCGUAGACCAAGUCCACGCCGAAGGCGGGAAGGGCAGCACUCGAGCGCUGAUCCUAGCGUCCGAGAGCGAUGAUGCCUUCUGCGCUGGAGCCGACUUGAAGGAGCGUCUGACGUUCACUGAAGAAGACACACGCGAGUUCCUCAGAAAUUUACGAACUACCUUUACCCGCCUCGCGUCCCUGCCCAUCCCGACCAUCUCUGCCAUCGGUAGCACGGCCUUCGGAGGCGGCCUCGAGCUAGCUCUAUGCACGCAUUUCCGCGUCCUUGCUUCGACAGCUUCGCUGGGCUUGCCGGAGACGAGACUCGCCAUCAUUCCAGGUGGAGGUGGAACAUAUAGACUUCCUGCCAUCAUUGGACAGAGUCGUGCAAGAGAUAUGAUUCUUACUGGGAGACGGGUGUCAGGAGAAGAAGCGUAUUUUAUUGGCUUGUGUGAUCGACUGGUGCAGAUUUCGGAAGAUGAGCUGAAUGGUGCCGGUGUGGCAAGAGGCAAGGUUUUUGAGCAGGCGGUUGAGUUGGCGAAGACUAUCUGCGAAGGCGGUCCUAUCGCUAUUCGUGCUGCAAUGCAAGCUGUUAAUGGUUGGGAGAAGGGUGAAGAGAGCGAGAAUGCUGCGUAUGAGACUAUUUUGCACACUCAGGACAGGACGGAGGCGCUGAAGGCUUUCGGUGAAAAGAGGAAGCCCGUUUUCAAGGGCAGAUGA
Messenger RNA from Pseudocercospora fijiensis CIRAD86, 930 nucleotides. RefSeq lists its product as uncharacterized. Lineage: Eukaryota; Fungi; Ascomycota; Dothideomycetes; Mycosphaerellales; Mycosphaerellaceae. Gene Ontology annotation, cellular component: mitochondrion. The transcript has 2 exons. Gene Ontology annotation, biological process: fatty acid beta-oxidation. The record is from RefSeq and is a predicted model, not a curated record. Bases 1 to 930 code for a protein of 309 amino acids. Gene Ontology annotation, molecular function: enoyl-CoA hydratase activity.